Molecule: messenger RNA, 1405 nt
Organism: Sinocyclocheilus grahami
Lineage: Eukaryota; Metazoa; Chordata; Actinopteri; Cypriniformes; Cyprinidae
Product: cyclin-A2-like
Exons: 7
Coding region: 359-1405 (348 amino acids)
Biological process (GO): mitotic cell cycle phase transition
Molecular function (GO): cyclin-dependent protein serine/threonine kinase regulator activity
Source: RefSeq, a predicted model, not a curated record
UCAGUGACGUUUGGAUUUGCUGCAUUCUGAUUGGCCCGUUUCAAUAGUCGCGGGCUACUUGAACUGAGACAGCCACAAUAUCAAGUCAGGCAGCAGCAAUAAAUAAAAUAAAAAAAAGCAACAAGGCGCCGUUCGACUUCAUAGUAACCUCUUUUGUGAGCUCUCCGUGCCGUGUUGAGGGUUUUCCACACCGCCAUGGCGCGAUUUCUGUAGGAUAGUAUUGUUGCAUGAUUUAUUUUUGAAUCUCGGUUUUGUAAAACGCCGCUGGCGACUGUUUAUAUCGUGUUUUUGUCCGGAUUUCAACAGCUCGUUUCUACCAGUUUCCCUGGGCGACUGGAGGUGAUCUGCUGCUGUAAGGAUGUCAUCUGUCGGUCAAACACAAGGAAGCGCGGUUCAAGAUUCGGGAGCAGAUAUUCACAACCAAGAAAACAUGCUUUCACGGCUACGCGGCGCAGCAAAGAACCGAAUUGAAAACCGGGAAAAUGUCAACCCUAAACCAGGCAACAGGACUGUUCUGGGCGCCCUGGAGAACAAUCAGCGACGGCAGCCCGUUCUGCGCGGCGCUAAACAGGUCUCUGGGCCCCAAAUAAUUGCAUGCAAAUCUGAAGAACAUGGCGGUUUUGGAGAGAAGCCCUCCACAAGGCCACCUGCUUUUCAGAUCCAUGUGGAUGAGCCUGAUGGUGCAUGCUCUAAGAAACCAUCUACCAAAAGAGCAACCAUGGAUUGCUCUCCUCUAACACUAAAUCCCACCGUGACCCGCCUAAGGCAGCCCCUCGCCACUAUCGAUCUGCCCGUGGAAGCCAGUUUUGAUUCUCCUAUGGAUAUGUCGAUAAUUGAGAGUGAGGAGAGGUUCACAAAUGUAAAUGAGGUCUCAGAUUAUGCGGCAGAAAUACACGCACACUUGCGGGAAAUGGAGGUCAAGUCAAAACCAAAAGCAAGUUACAUGAAGAAACAGCCCGACAUCACAAACAGCAUGCGAGCCAUUCUGGUGGACUGGUUGGUGGAGGUGGGAGAAGAGUACAAGCUCCAGAAUGAGACCCUCUACCUGGCUGUGAACUACAUCGAUCGCUUUUUGUCUUCCAUGUCUGUCCUGAGAGGAAAACUACAGCUGGUGGGCACAGCUGCUAUGCUUUUGGCUUCGAAAUUUGAGGAGAUCUACCCCCCGGAGGUGGCAGAAUUUGUUUACAUCACUGAUGACACCUACACAAAAAAACAAGUGUUGAGAAUGGAGCAUCUGGUGCUGACGGUUCUGUCGUUUGAUCUUGCUACUCCUACAAUCAAUCAAUUCCUCACCCAGUAUUUCUUGCACCAGCCUGUGAGCGGCAAAGUGGAGAGCUUAUCAAUGUGUUUGGUUGAGGUGGGGGGAGAUAAACUGGUGUCUUAUAGUCUGCAUAUGGUUCUGUGA